Molecule: messenger RNA, 2823 nt
Organism: Equus caballus (horse)
Lineage: Eukaryota; Metazoa; Chordata; Mammalia; Perissodactyla; Equidae
Gene: GLUL
Product: glutamate-ammonia ligase
Cellular component (GO): cytoplasm
Molecular function (GO): glutamine synthetase activity
Source: RefSeq, a predicted model, not a curated record
GGCUGCGGGUGGCCCUGCAGAGCCGAGAAUGGGAGAAGAGGGGAACCAUUAAGCAGCGCCCGCGGCCUCCUCUCCUCUCCACUCCGCACCUCGCUCUCGCAGCCUGCCCGCCCUGCUGCCCGCUCGCCGCUCAGAACAUCUUCCACCAUGGCCACUUCGGCGAGUUCCCACUUGAACAAAGGCAUCAAGCAGGUGUACAUGUCCCUGCCUCAGGGUGAGAAAGUCCAGGCUAUGUAUAUCUGGAUUGACGGCACUGGAGAAGGACUGCGCUGCAAGACCCGGACCCUGGACAGUGAGCCCAAGUGUGUAGAAGAGUUGCCCGAGUGGAAUUUUGAUGGUUCUAGUACUUUUCAGUCUGAAGGCUCCAACAGUGACAUGUAUCUCGUCCCUGCUGCCAUGUUUCGGGACCCUUUCCGCAAGGACCCCAACAAGCUGGUGUUCUGUGAAGUCUUCAAGUACAACCGAAAGCCUGCAGAGACCAACUUAAGGCAUACCUGUAAACGGAUAAUGGACAUGGUGAGCAACCAGCACCCCUGGUUUGGAAUGGAGCAGGAAUAUACGCUCAUGGGCACAGAUGGGCACCCUUUUGGUUGGCCUUCCAACGGCUUCCCUGGGCCCCAAGGUCCAUACUACUGUGGUGUGGGAGCAGACAAAGCUUACGGCAGGGAUAUUGUGGAGGCUCACUACCGGGCCUGCUUGUACGCCGGCGUCAAGAUAGCAGGGACAAAUGCUGAGGUCAUGCCUGCCCAGUGGGAAUUCCAGAUAGGACCCUGUGAAGGAAUCGACAUGGGAGAUCAUCUCUGGGUGGCCCGUUUCAUCUUGCAUCGUGUGUGUGAAGACUUUGGAGUGAUAGUAACCUUCGAUCCUAAGCCCAUUCCUGGGAACUGGAAUGGUGCAGGCUGCCACACCAACUUCAGCACCAAGGCCAUGCGAGAGGAGUGUGGUCUGAAGUACAUCGAGGAGGCCAUCGAGAAACUGAGCAAGCGGCACCAGUACCACAUCCGAGCCUACGAUCCCAAGGGGGGCUUGGACAAUGCCCGGCGCCUAACUGGAUUCCACGAAACCUCCAACAUCAACGACUUUUCUGCCGGCGUGGCCAACCGUGGUGCUAGCAUCCGCAUUCCCCGGACUGUCGGCCAGGAAAAGAAGGGUUACUUUGAAGACCGUCGCCCCUCUGCCAACUGUGACCCCUUUUCGGUGACAGAAGCCCUCAUCCGCACGUGUCUUCUCAACGAAACUGGCGAUGAGCCCUUCCAAUACAAAAACUAAGCGGACUAGACUUGCAGCCAUCAAACCCCGCUCCUAAUUCUACAUCCUGCUCCCACUGUCGCCCCUCUCUCAAUUGUCCUAAUAGCUGUAACUCAAAGGGUGGAAUAUCAAGGUCUUUUUUUUUUUUUUUAAUUCCUCGUGCCCAGUUAAUCUCUUGCUUUUUUUGGCCAGGAUAGAAGGGGUCACGUUCUUAAUCUCUUCACACACCCUCACCCCCUUUUUUCCUAUCACUGAGGCUUUCUAGUGCGUUAGUGGGGUGGCGGGGGGGAGACAUAACCACUGCUUCCAUUUAAUCAGGUGUAUUUGUCCAAUAGGUGUAGCUAUCCGGACAGAGAGCGUAGCAUUUGUGACGGAGAGGAAGGACUUUUUCUUCAAGGUAGCUGAGUGGGGAGAGGCCUGGCUUACUCUCUGGUUAGGUUAGGAUUUCCCCUCUUAGUGGGAAGUUCCAUUUUUCUGUUAAAAGUGAGGAUUGGGGGAGAAAGAAGGAUGGGCAUCACAAAGGAAAACGCCCUGUCCUCCUAGCGUGGUGCCUCCCUUGCCUGGGGCUGAAUGCCCUCACCUGAGGCCGAGAGAGCUCAGCCUAAACGGAUGGACAGCCCUACCUUAGAAGAAAAAGCUCUUAUUGCUUGGUCCUCCAUUUAUAACACAAAGCAGAGUAGUAUUUUUAUAUUUAAAUGGAAAAACAAAAAAAUUAUAUAUACAGGUGUGCAGAAAUGUGUGUUUUUUUCCCUGAAAGAAAAACCAUUCUGGUCACCGGGAGCCAAAUCUGGGGCGAGUAGUCUGGUUAGGCAUGGGGAUGUCAUAUGUGGGGUGAGGGAGGUGAUGCUUGAAAAGUUGGUUCUUGGAGGCUCUUAUUCCCUUGCUACCACUUAGGGGUUUCUCUGCCCUGCCCACCCUUCUGGACGGGUGGGCACUUCGGUUAACAGGUGGCAGCAGUCAGCCAGCCCCGGGGCUUUGGUUUAAAAGACGCACAUGUACUUGUACACACGGGGUUAGAAAUAUGAGUUGGCUGGUCAACUUGAGCAUGUUACUGACAAGGGGGUUUGGGGGUUAUUUUCUGGUGGGACUAGCAUGUCACUAAAGCAGGCCUUUUGAUAUAUUAAAAUUUUUUUUUAAAAAAGCAAAACAAGUUUAGAUUUUAAUCAUUUGUAGGGUUUCUAAGUCAUUGUUUUACAGAAUUGCUUGUUUGCUCCCAACUGUCUCCUUCCCAUCUCUGCUCUCUGAGGCGACGGGGACAGGACUGAGCCAAACACUUGUAAUUUUGUAUCCUGGUGUCUAUUCUGAGUGGGAAAUAUUCCUUUCCUUUGUUAAGAUUCCUGAGGAGUUAUUUUUUCUUUUAUAAUAAAAAACAAACCCCACCUUCGGCCCUAAGCUUUCCCUACUGUUUGUGGCUGUUUUUGUGCUGGCGGCGGCAGGCCAGCUGUGGCUUUCUCUUGCCGUGACGACUUGUGAUUGCCAUGUACAGUAUGUUCGGAGUUAGAUAACUCCUCAUUGUAAACAAGCUGUGUUAACUGCCCAGAGCAACUCUUAUAAAUCAACCUAACAUUCGUAAGA